AUGUUCCUUCCACAUAAAAUUAGUAACGGAAGUCCCCUCUCCCCGUGGGAGAGGGUUAGGGAGAGGGAAAAUAAAAUGAAGCUAAACCCCAAAUUAUUAGAAUACGCUAAAUCUAUGCGACACGAUGCCACAGAUGCCGAACAUCUUAUGUGGCAACUUUUACGAGCUCAACGAUUUAUGAAUUUAAAGUUUCGUCGUCAACAUGUGAUUGAGCCUUAUAUUGUUGAUUUUUACUGUCAUGAAUUGGACUUAGUGGUUGAGUUGGAUGGUGGUCAACAUAAUACAGAUGUGGGCGUAGCUUAUGAUAAUGAAAGAACUCAGUUUUUAGAGGCCUUGGGACUUAAAGUUAUCCGUUAUUGGAAUGAUGAUGUAUUGAAUCAGACUGAAGUGGUGUUAGCGGAUUUGUGGAAUAUCUGUAUUGAAUUGAAAGACACCUCUCCCUAA
Molecule: messenger RNA, 444 nt
Organism: Oppiella nova
Lineage: Eukaryota; Metazoa; Arthropoda; Arachnida; Sarcoptiformes; Oppiidae
Source: the annotation of a GenBank genome assembly